AUGGCAUUACGUACAUUGAGCGCUGUUGAUUAUAUUCUUCUUAUUAUGCUUCUUCUAUCAUCGGCUGUUAUUGGAGCUGUAUUUGGUUUUUUUAAAUCAAAAAAAAGUUCAGCUAAAGAAUUUCUUCUAGCUGAUGGUGGUAUGGGAGUAACUAUAUCAUGGACAGUAGCUUCAACAAUAACAGCAUUAGUAUUCAUGCCUAAAUUUCGUGAAAUGAAUUGUACAAGUGCUUAUGAAUAUUUAGAAAAACGUUUUGAUCGAUCAGUACGCAUGUGUGCUUCAUUUGCAUUUUCAUUCUUUAUGUUAAUCUAUAUGGCAAUUGUCUUAUAUGCUCCUGCAUUAGCAUUAAGUCAAACUACUGGUUUGAAUAUUUGGCUUUCUGUUGUUUCAAUCGGUGUAAUUUGUACAUUUUAUUCAUCAGUGGGUGGUAUGAAAGCAGUCAUUUGGACGGAUGUUUUACAAGCAAUAGUUAUUGUUGUUGGUCUUCUUGCUGCUAUUAUACAAGGUUUUAUAGCACUUGGUGGCUUUAGGCAAGCAUUUUCAAUAGCAUCCAAAGGUGGUAGAAUUCAAUUCGAUAGUGUCAGCUUUGAUCCUCGUGUUCGACAUACAGUUUGGUGCUUACUUAUUGGCGGUUCAAUGAAUGCUUUAUCGACAUAUGGUUUUAAUCAAACUCAAGUGCAGCGUUAUAUGUGUGUUCGUUCAACACGAGGUGCUAAACAAGCAUUAUUUAUAAAUGCAGUGGGUGCUGCUAUUAUUAUAUGGUUAUCGGCUCUUAUUGGAAUUAUCCUUUAUGCAUAUUAUGCUGAUUGUGAUCCAUAUACAGCUAAACAUGUGUCUGAUAUUGAUCAAAUAUUUCCAUAUUUUGUUAUGGAUGUAUUAAGUGACAAAAAAGGUUUACCAGGAAUAUUUUUAGCUUGUGUUUUUUCUGGUUCAUUAUCAACAAUAUCAUCUGGUUUAAAUAGUCUUGCAGCUGUUAUUAUUGAAGAUAUUUAUAAAGGUUUAAUGAGAAAAACUAUAAGCGAUGAACGACAAGGUUUAGCAUCAAAAAUCUUUUCAAUUAUAUUAGGAGGUGUAGUUAUGUUAUUAACAUAUGUUGUUAGCUUUCUUGGAUCAAUACUUAAUGCUGCAUUAUCAUUAUUUGGUGUCUUAUCUGGUCCAAUAAUGGGCGCUUUCUUUCUUGGUUUCUUUUUUCCACAAGCCAAUAGACAUGGUGGUUUUAUUGGUUUUUUAGCAAGUCUCUUUUUACAAUUGUGGAUUUUUUUGGGAGCACAAAUAACAAAAAAACAAAUGAAAAGUGAACGUUUAUCAUUAUCAGUUGCUAAUUGUUCUAUUCCAGUAAAUAUUACAACGCCACUAACAACAUCAAUUAAACCUAAUCCAUUACUUAAUUUGUAUUCAAUUAGUUAUAUGUGGUAUACACCAAUAGCUGUUGGUACUGUUCUCAUUGUUGGACUUAUUGUAUCUUAUUUAACUCAUCCACUUAAACCAAAUGAAGUCGAUCCAAAAUUACUCAUACCUGUUGGUGAUGUAUGUUGCUGUUUUUUACCUAAACGUAUACGCGAUUGGCUUCGAUAUGGUGUUAAAGAAGAGGCUUAUUUUGAAAAAAAAGCUGAUCAUGAUAUUGAAUUAUCAGCAUCAGACGGAUACAGUACAUUACAUACGAGUUAUAGUGCACAAACACUUAAUACAGAUGCAAAAGAUAUAAUUUCAUCGGAUGUUGUAGCAGAAAACAAAGUGAACAGUUCUCAUGAUAAUCCAGUAAUGACGAUUAAAGACUAA
Messenger RNA from Rotaria sp. Silwood1, 1779 nucleotides. Lineage: Eukaryota; Metazoa; Rotifera; Eurotatoria; Philodinida; Philodinidae. The record is from the annotation of a GenBank genome assembly.